AUGGCCGCCUCAUAUGCUUAUAUCACGGACGAGGAUGGUGAACUAGUGCUAAACGGCGGAACCUAUUACAUCAUCCCACAGAGAACCGCCAAUGGAGGAGGCCUCACCGUGGCACAAAAACAACAAACCUCGGCGUGCCCUCUCUUUAUAGCCCAAGAGAAAGAUGGUUCAUCUAAUGGCCACCCUUUCAAAAUCACUUCUCCAAUAAGCUCAAAGUACCUUCCAUUUGGUCCAACUGAAUUCUACAUAGUCGACGACACUACCACCUGCACGAAACCACUAUCGUGGCGAUUUACCAGGGAUAAUGCAACCGGCCACAUCUAUGUGGCUGCAGGUACUACUCAGUCGCUCGGGCCUAGUCCAUUCGGUAUUCUAUCACCAUUUAGUGAUGCCCAACCAGAUGAAUAUGAGAUAUUCUAUUGUGACAACGUCCUAUGCGAAGGUUCUGGAUUCUAUGAGAAUGGACUUUUGGGCUUGAAUAAUGAUCAUGUUCGGUUUCGUUUCAGAAAAGCUUUUACCCAAACUUCUCAGAUUAUGUAA
This is a messenger RNA of Chenopodium quinoa (quinoa), 540 nucleotides long. RefSeq names its product trypsin inhibitor 2-like. The transcript has a single exon. Bases 1 to 540 code for a protein of 179 amino acids. Lineage: Eukaryota; Viridiplantae; Streptophyta; Magnoliopsida; Caryophyllales; Amaranthaceae. Gene Ontology annotation, molecular function: endopeptidase inhibitor activity. The record is from RefSeq and is a predicted model, not a curated record.